CGAGAAACAAACUUUUUCUUCUUUUAUUUUUUUCCGUCUGAUAUAUUUUUAUUAAGAGUCAAAACCUAAAAAAAGACUCAUCCCAAACCGAAAAAACAAAAGGCCAUUCAAAUCUGAUUACAAAACGAUAUAAGUCUAACAUGAAGGGCUAUCGAAACGGGCCGCAAGCUCAAACCAGUAACUACGCAUCCUUCCACGCAUCCUGAUCUCUUCCCCUGAUCGUCCACGCGUUAAAUUCUACCGUUCGCACGAACCACAACCACGCGUCAGCCAACCAUAACGUCGUCAUCUAAAAGUCGGAAUUUUCGCCGGAGAAAAACAAAGCGACUGAUAUUUCGUCGGAAUACGCCGUCGACAAAUCACCGCACCCACCCUAACACCGGAAAGCUUUCACCAGAGAUCUUCCAUCGUCAAAACGAGAUCUCAUCCGGGAAACAUUAAACCACGCACCACGCCUUCGCUAAACGAUCUCCACCCGUCGGAGAGCUUCCAAUCGAUGUCGUCAAGAUCUCUCCAAACCGUUAGAAUUUUAACAAAUUGUCGGUCUCGUGACUACCCAUUCUUGAGAGAACCAGAAACGCCGGAGACACGAAGUUAGGUAAGCCUUCACUUCCGGAAACAGAAGUCGGCUACCACCGUCAAAGGAGACGGCACGGUCCCAAAAACAAAGCCGGUCGUCCACCAGACGGUGCGAUACUAGAACAGUAAAAUCAAAAACAAACAUGCAAACUAUCUAAAGAAAAGCCGAAAAGAAAAGAAAAGGAAAACGGGAAAAGCUUAAAACUGGACCGACGGUGACUGUGGAAGCCCACCCAUCGACUGGAAUCUAGUUUUACGGCUGAGAUUUGGUUUAGCGAGAGGUAAGAGGAAAUUAGAGAGAGAAAGAAAAUGGUCUAGUAUAGUGUUAAAGAAUAAUUCAACUUUUUCUUUCUUAGCAAAAUAAAACAUUUUGGUGUUCGAAAAAAAAAAGAAGCAAAAUAAAACAUUUUUGUGCAGAAACAAGUCUGGAGAAAAAAAAAAGAGAGAGAAUAAAUGGUCUAGUCUCUUGCUCUCGUCUCAGCUCUGUGGAGUCUGCACACCCUUACAUAUAUAUAAAAACACAUAAACGUUUUCUCUGUCACUUUUUUCGAAUUAAAUAAAGAAGAAAAAAAAGGUUUUAUGUGAUAAUAGAAACAUAUGAAACAAUCGUCAUAGAAGCAGAGAUUCACCUUCUCCUCUCUUCUCCUUUUAUCUUUCCCUCUCAGACACACAGGAGAUUCGAACACAACAAAAGAAAGAAAGAGAAAGAGAAAGAAAAAAAGUCAAACGAAACGAUGGCGUUUCAUCAGAAUCAUCAUCUCUCUCAAGACCUCUCUUUCAAUCACUUCACCGACCAACACCAACCCCCUCCUCCUCAACCUCCUCCGCAACAACAACAACAUUUCCACGACGCGACGCCGCCUCCUAACUGGCUCAACACGGCUCUUCUCCGCUCCGACAACAACAACAACAACAACAACUUCCUCAACCUCCACACGACCACCGCCAACAACGCAACCGCAGCGAGCAGCUCCGAUUCUCCUUCCUCCGCCGCCGCCAUCGCCGCUAAUCAGUGGCUCUCCCGCUCCUCCUCCUUCCUCCAACGAACCGGAAACAACAACAACAACAACGCCGUCGUCGGAGACGUCAUCGACGACGUAACCGGAGGAGGAGGAGGAGCCGAGCAGAUGAUGAGCGGCGGCGAGAACAAGAACGACGGAGGAGGAGAUGGAGUCGUGAGCUGGCAGAAUGCGAGGCACAAGGCGGAGAUCCUCUCUCAUCCGCUGUACGAGCAGCUUCUGUCGGCGCACGUCGCGUGUCUGAGAAUCGCUACCCCGGUCGAUCAGCUUCCCAGGAUCGACGCUCAGCUUGCGCAGUCGCAGCACGUCAUCGCCAAGUACUCGACUCUAGGAGCCGGCGGGCAAGGACUCGUCGGCGACGACAAAGAGCUUGACCAGUUCAUGACGCAUUAUGUUCUGCUUCUGUGUUCUUUCAAAGAGCAACUCCAACAGCACGUGCGUGUUCAUGCGAUGGAAGCUGUGAUGGCUUGUUGGGAGAUUGAGCAGUCUCUUCAGAGCUUAACCGGAGUGUCUCCUGGUGAAGGAAUGGGAGCAACAAUGUCGGACGAUGAAGAUGAACAAGUAGAGAGCGAUGCUAAUAUGUUCGAUGGAGGAGGAGGCUUAGAUGUUUUGGGUUUUGGUCCUUUGAUUCCUACUGAGAGCGAGAGAUCCUUGAUGGAACGUGUUAGACAAGAACUCAAACAUGAACUCAAACAGGGUUACAAGGAGAAGAUAGUAGACAUAAGAGAGGAGAUACUGAGGAAGAGAAGAGCUGGGAAGCUACCAGGAGACACAACCUCUGUUCUCAAAGCAUGGUGGCAAUCUCAUUCCAAAUGGCCUUACCCUACUGAGGAAGAUAAGGCGAGGUUGGUGCAGGAGACAGGUUUGCAGCUAAAGCAAAUAAACAAUUGGUUCAUCAAUAAGAGAAAGAGGAACUGGCAUAGCAAUCCAUCUUCUUCUACUGUCUUGAAGAACAAACGCAAAAGCAAUGCAGGUGACAAUAGCGGAAGAGAGCGUUUCACGUAGGAAACAACAUAUAUAUAUUAUCAAGUGAAUUGUAGCUGGAUUGGUUGGGAUUUGAAGCAAAGGUUUUUUAGGGGUUCAAAUGAAGGAGAAGAAGUUGGGGCUUAUAUAGAAGAGAGGGGACAGUAUUAGAAAGUAACUUUUUGUGCAAUUACAACAUAGUUCGCAGUUUGGUUAUGUUAUGCCAUAUGUUUAUUAGUAGUAAGUACACAAAUCCCAAAAGUUAAAAAAAGGUUGUCGCUGUCA
Molecule: messenger RNA, 2846 nt
Organism: Raphanus sativus (radish)
Lineage: Eukaryota; Viridiplantae; Streptophyta; Magnoliopsida; Brassicales; Brassicaceae
Product: homeobox protein knotted-1-like 3
Exons: 6
Coding region: 1314-2603 (429 amino acids)
Biological process (GO): regulation of DNA-templated transcription
Cellular component (GO): nucleus
Molecular function (GO): DNA binding
Source: RefSeq, a predicted model, not a curated record